This is a messenger RNA of Mercenaria mercenaria, 2109 nucleotides long. RefSeq lists its product as uncharacterized. The coding region runs from base 242 to 661 and encodes 139 amino acids. NCBI's taxonomy places the organism in Eukaryota, Metazoa, Mollusca, Bivalvia, Venerida, Veneridae. The transcript has 4 exons. The record is from RefSeq and is a predicted model, not a curated record.
AAAUUUUAUUGUAUGUUUGGUAGUGUAUCACUUUCAUUUCAUGACUUCAUAGACAACAGUUGUAUUUUCAUAGUUGGGAGUGUACACUUCAAAGCUGGUAGUACUUUCAAAGGGGUGAGUUUUGGUGUGCUCCAACUCCAGCUCCGCACAUGGACUAUAGUCUUAGUUAUAGUAUCAGUAACCAUUGGCUUGAAGACAUUGUGGGAGUCACAGUAACGGAAAGCAGUUUUCAAGCAAAAUCAUGUCUUCCCAAGUUUGUAAAUCAAGGAGUUGUAUUCAUAGUGCAAAAGCUCUAAACGGAAAACCAUCAGUGCGGCCUAUGUUGGAAAAGAUUCAGUUUCGAUGUUACAGUAACCCCUCAAGCAAUCCGAAUAACUGCAUAAGAAUGUCUUCACGAGGAGCCGGCAUGCAGAAAGGGAGUGGGUUCGAGUCCAAGGGUCUGAUUCUACUGCUGAUAUGUGGGUUUUACGCUGUUCUUCUGUUUAUAGUAGCUCGCUUGUUCAGCUACGCAGCCUCAAAAAUAACAACGCCAGUGAAAUCAGUUAUGUGGAGGGUAGACACAACAGAGGCUUGCACAAAGGAACUAACAGACGACAACAACAACUCUGGUCCAGUAAUGAAAUUCAAACGCCAGCAGCCACGCACCUUCUCCCAUGGUUGAAAGGACUUCAGCUGGAAAUGUUUUACCGAGUUUCAUCCAUUAAAAGUGACUGCUUAACCCUGAAAAAGGCAACUUACAACAUGCUUUUAUUCAAAACAAGCAGACAACAUGAAAAAAAUUCGCGUCUGUGACUUUGUUCCUAUUAAAGCGAAUCUGUUAAGACAAGACUUAGUGGUUUCCCGUGCCAUUACAGCCACACUGUCAACCAGAGUUGGACAAUUUUAUACAUUAACAAGAAGAAUAAUGUUCAAAAGGACUUUUGUGCACUAGCUAUUUUAUGAAAGUGUAGAGAAUUUUGUCCCAGAUAUCGUCUGACGUCUGGUACACGUGAACGACCUAGCUGCCAGUUGUUAGUAAAAUACUCAUUACAUGUAAAUAUGGCAAUGAACUUGAUAACGCCGUGCAUGUGUGCACUGACAUUGAACUUUAAAAUUGACUUUACGUUUAUAAAAAUAGGGCAAAAACUGAUAGCCGGAUCAGGCCAUAUUUGGCCAGUAACGUAUACAUGUUGGGCCGUGAUGUGAAGCGCCUUCUAGUGGUGCGGCCUGGAUGCAUUUGCAGUGUGUUCGAAAUUUAAUUUUUUUUCCAACAUCAUCUCAAACGCAACUUAACGCUUCCAAAAAUUGUAUUUUUCACUGCAGUUCAGUAAAUUAGUUGUGUCGUCAUUUAUAUAUUUUUCAUUAUCUAUUUUUUUUCAAACUAACUACAGUUAGCUGUGACUUUUAUGGCUUUAUUUAAUAUAAAAGCCUAUAAUAUGCUGAUUUAGUUUUAAUCUUAUAACACCUGCAUAACGGUAUUGUUAUGAUAACUUACGUGAUAAACUUAUUGUAUGUUGAUAACUUACGUGAUAGUAUGCUUGCAGCGAAGUUCUGCUGUGGUUUUUUUAUAUCAAUGUAUUUUUUAUUUGCAUAUCAAAAGGUGUUGUUUUUCUAAGCGUACAUGUUUAUAUAUGUAUGACAUGGUGUAGAUCUAGUAAUUUGCGCAACUUCAGAAUAAUUUCAUCUCGAUUUGCGGAUUUUACCGUUGGCUUACAUUUUUACGCUUUGCCGACGGUUGAAAUAGUUGCUCUGAUAUUACCGAACAAUUUGUCACGUAUUUUCGGUACUUCACUUACAGUGAUAUAGAAUCUAGUAACAAUCGUAGCAAGAUUUCAUUUGUGAAGCAACCGUUCCCUAUUAGAAAAUCCAAUGGAAGAUGAAAUUCACAAAACGGUUGUCUAAAUUUAAGUUAGACAAUGAUUAAGAUCGAUCUAUGUAGCUUUAUUUUAUUAGUUUAGUUUAUGUUAUAUACAUAAUAAGUUGUGUAGCCAUUUUUUCAAUAUUGUUCAUUACAAUGAAAUAAUGUACAUAUUUUUGUAAAUUCACAUUCUUUUACCCAUGUUUAUGUUCCAUAAAAAAUACGAAAUACCAUGAAGAAAAAGCAUAUAAUAAAAGAAAAUAUUUUUGCAA